AUGUCAGCUCAUCUUGAUGUGUCUAUGGUCGUUCUGGCCGCCUCUACGGCCGUACUUGGAACCUUGGGGAUAGUGACAAACGCAGCUUCAAUCAUCUUCUAUGUCCGCAGACCGAUAAUGCGCACAUCGACCAAUCUUUUGAUGACCCACAAGGCAGCAGUCGAUUUCAUGUCCCUUCUGCCAUUCCCACUUCGUCUACUGCAGAUUCUGAGCGGAGAGGACGGCUAUCCCUUCAACGGAUGGCUGUGCAAGUCUGUCGUGACCGUAGAAACGCUCUGCAUGAUCAUCAAUGCCAACAUAAUCUUCGUCUUGGCAUACGACAGACUGACGGCCGUCAUCAGGCCGGGAGACGACCUGGACCGCUCCGUCACCAGGGCCCGUCAUCACAUCGCUGCUACCUGGGUUUACUGCCUCUUGCUGGCUCUUCCCGUUACAGCAGCGGGUUGGACUGUAUUAUGGCCGGCAGGAGACUCGCCACUCCGCCGGCCAACGUGUGGUUACCAGUGGCCGGCAGGCGAGAAGUACCACUCCAUGUACUUCGGCAGCAUCUUGGUUAUCAUCUUCGCCGGUCACCAUAUCGUCUACGCUUGCUUCGGCUACUUCACCUGGAAGCGAGUGCGGCAAAGGAAGGAGAACUUUUUGGCGCGGUACGACACCGUGCAACGGUGCCGGGCAGUGGCGGCCGUAAUCUGCCUCAACUUCGUCGCGUAUUUUAUCUUCUGGGCUCAGCACGUCUACGUCAUGAUCCACCUAGGGGACGAUCAGACCCACGUGCCCCACAUCCCCUCUGACCUGACAGACCCCCUGUCAGUGGCCGCAUCCGUUGCCGUCUACGUGGCAGCCAGCUCCAAUCUCCUCAUCUACGGCUCCAACAUGGAUCAGUGGAGGGGCGUGGCGCGGGACGCCCUGUGCUGUCGGUGCGGGCCGGGGGGAGGGGUAGUGAGGCCUCUGAACGAGGAGAACGCCGUGGCAGUCAUCGAUGUCACGGCUGCAACCGACGAGCCGCGGGGCAACGGGCACAACUGCGUCAACAACAACGACAAUGGAAGCAUGAUGAACCUGGGAACUCUUCAGCAUUCAGAUGAAGAGCUUGAGAUUCAGGAUAUUGCAUUAUGA
Messenger RNA from Acanthaster planci (crown-of-thorns starfish), 1116 nucleotides. Its product is annotated as delta-type opioid receptor-like. Gene Ontology annotation, cellular component: neuron projection; plasma membrane. Gene Ontology annotation, biological process: neuropeptide signaling pathway. NCBI's taxonomy places the organism in Eukaryota, Metazoa, Echinodermata, Asteroidea, Valvatida, Acanthasteridae. Gene Ontology annotation, molecular function: neuropeptide binding; G protein-coupled receptor activity. The record is from RefSeq and is a predicted model, not a curated record.